AUGCCGACGCUCGUGCUGACUAACUUUAACAUUGUUGUCAGUGUUUUGGGAGGAUGGGUGUCCCUGUUUGGGCUGGUGUCGUACCUGUGCAAGGAGAACUUUUACCUGUCGGAGGCAUUGAUCUCUCUGCUGGCGGGGGUGGCGUUCUCGCCGUCGGCAGCCAACUUUGUACGGCCGCUGCAGUACGCCGGCUCGCAGGCCAACCUUGACGCGGUCACGCUGCACUUCUCGCGGCUGGUUUUGGGCGUGCAGCUGGUGCUGGCGGGGGUGCAGCUGCCGAGCCGGUACCUGAAGAAGCAGUGGCGACCGCUGCUGCUGCUGCUGGGGCCGGUGAUGACGGGCAUGUGGCUGGUGGCCGGGCUGCUGGUGUGGGCACUGGUGACGCCGCGGAUGCCGUUUCUGCACGCGCUGGCCAUUGGCGCCUGUGUCGCGCCGACGGAUCCGGUGCUGUCGAACGUGGUGGUCAAGGGCCGCUUUGCUGACCAGAACGUGCCGGUGGAGCUGCAGCGCAUCAUCAUUGCGGAGUCGGGGGCCAACGACGGCCUGGGCUACCCGUUUCUGUUUCUGGCGCUGUACCUGAUUCAGUACACGGGGGCUUCUGGAGAGUCUGGGGGUGCGGCUAGAACCAUGGGCCUCUGGUUCGGCGAGACCUGGGGCUACACGAUCCUGCUGAGCGUGGCGUACGGCAGCCUGGUCGGCUACGUGGCCAAGGAGCUGUUGCACUGGGCGGAGGAGCGGCACUACUGCGACCGCGAGAGCUUUCUCGUCUUUGCCAUCUCGCUGGCACUCUUCACCACCGGAACCUGCGGCCUCCUCGGCAGCGACGACGUGCUGGCCUGCUUCGUCGCCGGCAAUGUCUUUACCUGGGACGACUGGUUCCGCCUCGAGACCCAGGACGACACGCUGCAGCCGACGAUCGACAUGCUGCUUAAUGUCGCCAUCUUCAUGUGGCUCGGCGCCGUCUGUCCCUGGUCGCUGUUCGCUCACGGACCGGUGCCGUUGUACCGCCUCGUCCUGCUCGGCAUCCUGGUGUUGCUGCUGCGCCGCCUGCCCUGGGUCCUGGCUCUGCACCGCUACGUCCCGCAGAUCGAGCACCUCCGACACGCCGUCUUUGUCGGCUUUUUCGGCCCCGUCGGCGUCUCGGCCAUUUUUUAUCUGUACGUCACCCUUGAGUUUGUCGACGGCCUUUCGUCGACCGACCGACCGCGGCCCGACGUCGCCCGGCUCGGCGACACUGCCACCGUCGUGGUCUGGUUUCUCAGCAUCUGCAGCAUCGUCGUGCACGGGCUCAGCAUCCCCGUCGGCAAGCUGGGCCUCUACCUGCCGCGCACCCUCAGCCGCAGCUUGCCGUCGUCGACCUCGGCCGGCCGCACUACCGGCCUCUCCUCUGGCACCGACAACGGCCUCCCGCCCUUCCACAUCGGUAGCCGCGUGAGCACGCUGGUGCUGCGCCGCAGCCACAACGCACGACGCAACCAGGACCAGCCAUCCGCGCCGACACAGCCCGCCACGGCCGCCGACCGGACUGAUGUGCAAAUCGUCCUCAGUGACCCGGACGGCGAGCACAACACCACCAACAUCAACAUCAACACUGCAGCGCGUCCUGUCUAUCGCAUUGGCGGCUCCAUUAUUCCGAGCCGUGUCGCCACGGACGGUGGCGAGGCAGCCAUCGCGUUUACCCCGAGCGGGCCGUCUACGCUUUUCAACCGCACGAUCCGCUUUCCUGACGAACCGCUGUCGUCCUAG
Molecule: messenger RNA, 1746 nt
Organism: Grosmannia clavigera kw1407
Lineage: Eukaryota; Fungi; Ascomycota; Sordariomycetes; Ophiostomatales; Ophiostomataceae
Product: cation/H+ exchanger
Exons: 2
Coding region: 1-1746 (581 amino acids)
Biological process (GO): regulation of membrane potential; sodium ion export across plasma membrane; proton export across plasma membrane
Cellular component (GO): plasma membrane
Molecular function (GO): sodium:proton antiporter activity
Source: RefSeq, a predicted model, not a curated record